AAAAAGUUUUUCACUCAUUUCAACUCAUUUUACAGUCAUUUAUUUGUAAACACAAUUUUAAAAACCAAAGUUUGAGUUCAACAGAGGUAAAAAGUCAUAAAAAAAUGUAAAUAAUUUAUUUUAAAGAAAAUAUCGACAAUCGUCCUUAUUAAUUGACACGAGACACGAGACAAAACGUUAAUGAUUUAUUAAUUAUUAAUUAAUUAAUACUGUAAAAAGUUCAAAUGCCUCAUAAUUCCGUCUACAGGAUUUUGACACAGAAGAGAAAAAUCAAAAUAUUAUACGAAAUUUGGAAAAGGAAGUUUUAGUUUCAUUGUUUUUUUAAAAAGAUUAAUUCACUUGACUUUUAAUUGGUUUUAUAAUAAUGGAAAGGCCUGGGACAAAUGCCUCUGAACAUGUAUUAAAUAAUAAAACACACGAAAAUGAAUGUGUGAUAUUUUCUGAUUCUACAAAUAAACGAAAAGGAAAUGAUAAAUCAGUAGAUUGCGAAAAUAAAAAAAAAUGUCUAGCAAGAUCGUCAAGCACUACAUCAAACAAUAUCACGAAUCACUUGAAAGAAAAUUGGAAAUAUGAACAAAAAAUCUGUUCAGAAGGAUUCGAGAAUUUUUGUGAAAUUUGCCGAUAUAAAUACGAAAAUACCUGUCCAAAUCGAUUAAUAUCUUUUAUGUAUCAAUUGGAAUUAUCCGUUCUAUGCUUGCACAGGAAAUAUUCCUUUAAAAAAUCAUCAGAAUCAGUGAUAUUUCGCAAUUCCGUGAAUGGUCAAUUUAACAAUAUUGUCCUAUGCUUCGAGGGUGAUAAUUUUUGCAUAAAAGUACAACACGUCGACACAUUUUAUUCACCGAAAAGUCUAAAUUUCAAUUCAUUUUUCUCGUCGAUAAGUGGAAAUUUUACACUUUCGAAUUAUUUGAAUGAAUUUGCCGCUGAAUUGAUAUGUUAUUCAGAUUGUGUUACAGAUGCGCCGAAAUAUUUGAUAAUCUACACGAAUUCAGCGUUGGAUAUAGUGAAUGGAAAAUUUUUCAAUAAACCACAACCUGAAUUUUGUCACGUGAAUGCGAAGACACAGAAGGAUUUGUUUAAUUUAUUCAAGAGAGAUGGUGAAUUUUAUCAAUUUUCGAAUGAGAGGGAAACUCGGGAGUAUUUGAACGUUGCGGUGAAAUUCACAAGGGAUAUUGUUGAGCAGAUGGGGAUAAAUGGAUUUUUGGUGGAGGAGGUGAGAAGUGCUUUUUUUGAUCGAUUAAUAUUUGCUGUCAAUCAACCGAGUAUUGAGGAAUUGAUCGAUAUGGUUCGUAAAGAAGUUCUUGAGAGGAAUGAAGACUUUUUGAAAUUACGGAACGAAGUUAUGAGACAAUUGACAAUGGAGGAUUGUGAGAAGGAAUUUUUACAGUCAACUUUGUAUAGUUUUAAUCUCCUGAUGUAUUGUCUUCACAAUUUAUAUUUGAACAAGAUUUUUAGUAUUAAAUACGAGGAGAGGAAUGAGACUCAAAAUAUUCGGAUAGACAAUUUUUUCUUUCUCAAGGCACUCGAGUUCGAUAUCAGUAAAUUAUCGCCCGAAGAAUUCAUCAAGCAGAGGGAAAUAUUUUCCGUAAAUUCCCAUUUUUUGACAUUCCUUCAAGAGUUAAAUUGUGAUCGAAAUCACGAAUUUCCCGACGGAUUUCUUGUCGUCUACACAAAUGUGAGUUUGUCCCUUCUUGAGGAAUUGAUUCUAGGCAAUCGUUUGACAACAAAAGGAGAGGACGCAAAGUACAGACCGAAAUUUACCAGAAUUAACGCCGAGGAAAAAAGAUUCCGAACUUUGCGACAAUUCGUUAAAGAAAACUAUUUGUAUCAAUUCUCAGAGGGUGAGACGAGGAAAAAAUUGCUCGAUCUUCUGAACAUAACUCAAUGUUCGAAAAAAAUUACCAUUCAAAUCAAGAAUUUAUUCCUGGAUAAAAUCGUCUUCGCCGUAAAUCAACACACAUCGGAGGAAUUGUACAAAAAACUCGCGAACGAAAUCUCUGAUUCAAAAGUCUUCUACAAUUGUCAGGAUCUUUGUAAAAUUGGACUUCGUUCUCUAAAGUCGCACGAAUCCACUCCAAUGACUCGCGAACUGAUAAAAACACUGCUCUUCGAUCUGAGAAACAAUGAAAAAUCGGAGAAUAUUUUUGCUAAUUUCUUUCAGAAGGAAAUCGAUCUUGCGAAACAGGUCCUUCGACCCGAUUUGCCCGAAUUCGGUCAAUUCGUCGAUUUUUUGAUUAAAGGCAAGGGGAAGGAGUGUUUGGCAACAAUGCGGAAAAAUGGGAUCGAAAUACCCGCUUUCUUCACUAUUAUCCAAGGAUCGGAACCUUGGGAAGUGGAAAAUGUUUUUUUGGAUUUGUACAAAUUGUCAAUUGACGCGAGAGGGGAAAAAAGUGAUGUUUUUAAGUUUUUCGAAAUGAACGGAUUCUCGAUGAAUUGUCUAUCGAAAAUGUUGAGCGCCGCCGGUUCUAGGGGCGCGACAACUCUUUACGAUCUAUACCAACAAUUCUCGAAUAAUACGAAUUUACGAACUUUGAUGACACAUGGAAUGAAACCAUCAAGAAUAGUGACAUUCUUCGACAGAACAGGCGCCGAUUGUUGCGAAAACAUUAAAGAAUUCUACACCUUUUGGUUCGAUGACAAGAGUUCAAAGAAGAUGACUUUGAAGAAUUUGGAGACGAACGGAAUUCGUUUGUCGACCCUCAGUAAUAUUUUACAAAAAUCAGGGAACUAUUACAAAAAAUUGUAUCAUUGUUGGUUCGACAAGGGGGGCGAGAAAACGGUUCGUUUGAAGAAUUUAGAAAAAAUCGGCGUCCCACUGAGCAAAGUUUGCGCCGUCUUGAGGAAUUCGGGACAAAAUGCUUCUGACGCCUUUCGAAGGUUGUACGAUCUUUUCUUCGAGCGUUGUGGAAGGAAAACUCGUUAUCUAAAAAUACUCGAGAAGGAGAAAGUGAACGCUCUGAUGAUUUUGGAUAUUCUCCCAAAAACCGGUAUUGAGGUGGAGAAAAUUUUUCUCAAACUCUUCGGUCUUUGGUUUGAGAGAACAGGCGAGAGGACCGCAUCCUUGAAAAUUCUUCUAGCGAAUGGUAAAAAUUUGCCCCAUAUUUGUCGAUUUUUGUCCGGCUCCGGUGUCAAUUCGAUCGAGAAGUUUCAAUAUUUGCUGAAAACAGUGAAACCAAAGGUGAAUCUGACGGUGAAGAAAGAGAAGAUAAAAAUGGAAUUCAGUGAUCGUGAAAGUGGAAGUUUGACGGAAGAGGAAAUUAAGAAAGAAACGAUAAAUUUGGUCGUUGACGAUCAACCAGCUCGGGGAAUUAUCGAAUCGAAAGUUAUUUCUGACCAAGAAGUGAAGAAAGAAGUCGAAACCGAAGAAACGCUGAAGAAACUUGUUGGCAGGGAAAUAAAACUCGAAACUGUAUUAAAUCGAAGCAGUCAACUUGUCAAGGAAAUGAAUCCCGAGUUAUUAAAUCAAACCAAGAAAUUUGUUUCCAAAGAACUUGACAAAAUCGAAAAAGUGCAAAUAAAUUCCAAAUCGACUACUAAUUGCACUUCAGUUUCGGAUUCCUUCCAAGUUGAGUCAUUUUCAAGAAUUAUCUUCGACCCAAUUAGUUUGGAAUACAAAACCUUGUUUGAAUUCUUGCUUCAAAAUUUGAAAAGCCAUUUUGGAAUUCUGGGAAUUCUUCAAAACGAGAACAUAACCUACAAACAAGUAGCGAACGUUUUGAAAGGUUGUGAAACCGCGACUGAAGUAAUAAAAACCCUCAACGAAUUGUAUUCCUUCUGGUUCGACAAUAACGGCGAAAUGAAACCUUGCCUACGGAUUUUAGAAAAUAAUUCCAUAAAAUUAUCGGAGAUUGUAACAAUUUUCAACGAAUCGGGAAUAAAUGCAGUGGAAGCUUUUCAAAAUCUCCAUCGUCUUUGGUUUGACGCGGCAGGUGAUAAAACUCGCUACCUAACCUCAUUUGAAGAAAACGAAAUAAGCGUCAAAACCAUAAGCGCUGUUUUUAAAGCAUCAGGCCGAUUUGCUGCGGAAACAAUUCAGGAAUUCUACGAUUUAUUCUUCGAUCCAAUUGGUGGAAAAUCGAGAAACCUGAGAAUUCUUCAAGCCGAAAGGAUCAAUUUACAAUCAAUUUUUGCCAUCCUAGAAAAUACGGGUCCAAAAGCAAGCGGGACUUUUCGACAAUUAUUUAAUGUUUGGUUCGAUUUGAACAAGAAGAGCGAACGUCUAGUCGAAUUGGAAGAAACCGGAAUCGGUUUAAACAUGAUUGUAAAAUUUCUCCAGAAAAAAGGACUGAAUGCUAUCGAAACUUUUGAGAGUUUGUAUAAAUUUAUAUUCGCAACGGAAAAUAAGGAAUGUUUCAAAAAUUUAGAAAAAGAGAUCCCUCUGAGUGCUGUAUUCGAAAUUAUAACCGAUUUCGACGUUCAGAUGUUUAAAAAAUUAUACCAAGUUUGGUUCGACGGGAAAGGUGACAAAACACCAAGUCUUCAGCUACUGGAAAAAAAUGGAGUAAAUCUAAAAAUUUUAUCGACCACCCUCAAAGGUUCAGGCCUACAAUCUUUUUACUUUUACGAAAAAUUGAACAUUUCCUUGUUCGAUGAGAAGGGACAAAAGACGGAGAGAAUGAAAAAUAUUGAAAGUGUCACCGAAUUGAAAUCAAUGUUAGAAAUGAUAAGUGGAGCAAAUGAGAGAAUUAAUGAAGCAUUUGAGAGUUUGUACAAACUGUGGUUUGAUGAGAAGGGAAAAAAAUCGAAUUGUCUUUUAAUUUUGGAGAAGAAGAAUAUUGGUUUAGAGGAAGUUUCGGUUUUAUUGAGUGGAUCUGGAAUUUUAGCUGUUGGUAAAUUCAAAAAACUUUGCCUCAUUGUUGGACACAAUAAUUUACCGAAAAUUGAGUUAAUUGAGAACUUUAAAAAAUAUUAUCUAAACAAAAGUGUUUGAUUAUUUGUUAUACUCAAAAGAUAAUGAGGAAUUGAUAUUAUUAUUUCUAUAUUUUUAUCUAUAAUUUUGUUAAUAUGUAGCGAUAAAGUUUUAAGUUCGCUAAAAGGAAACGAAAAAAAGUCAUUGUAAAUGUUGUAUUAUAUACAAUAAAUUAUCUUAAAUUAUUGUUCAUUUUUUUUGUUAAUAAAAGAUGAAUAUAUUAUUUGAUAUUAAA
Leptopilina heterotoma is the source of this 5141-nucleotide messenger RNA. RefSeq lists its product as uncharacterized. The record is from RefSeq and is a predicted model, not a curated record. The transcript is spliced from 3 exons. Bases 365 to 4927 code for a protein of 1520 amino acids. NCBI's taxonomy places the organism in Eukaryota, Metazoa, Arthropoda, Insecta, Hymenoptera, Figitidae.